AAUUUGCGUUUUGAUAUUUUUAGAUUCAAUGAAAAAGGAAAAAGAAAAUGGACUGGAGUAAAGAAAUACAACUUUAUUUAUCAGCAAUAUUUAUAAUAUUCAUUCAUUCUGUGGUAGCUCCUACACCACUGGCUUAUGUGCGAACAAGUGGAAAGCGAGAAAAGGGAUUAGGAAUCCAUCGGAUACCAGAAAGAGUAGAAGUUGCAGCCUGCAUGGGAAGAUGUCAACAAACCCCAUCAUGCAUCUGUGCCAGAAUUUCCAACACAGGAAGUGGCGUCUGUGAAGUUUUUACCAACCAGAGUAAUCCUAAUAUUCUAAAUCCUGAUGGUUUUGUCUACUAUGCAGCCGCUAAGUACAAGGAGACUUUGGAAACCGAGAGUCUGGCUUUAGCAAAGCCUUCCUACCAAAGCUCAACCUAUCGAUUAAAGAACGUGAAAUAUACAGCAGACAGGGCAAAUGACGGAAACAGAAAUGUCGAGGGCUUCCUUCAGCCAUACUUUGCCCACACGAUGGACGGAUCUGAUUCUGAACCCUGGCCAUGGUGGCAAGUUGAUAUGGAAGAAGAAUACGUCGUAACAGGAAUUUACAUUCUGAACCGAAGAAACUGGGCUUUCCGUUUACACGACAUUCAAGUUCGAGUUGGAAACGUGAAACUGAACAAGAAAUGGGAUGACAUUAUUUUUGAGGAAAAUUCAUUGUGUGGUGAACACGUAGGAGGUGGGAUAGGUGAUGCCGUUGUCAGUAAGUUCAUCUGCUUGCCAUGUCCACUCCAUGGUCGCUAUAUCAGUGUUCAGAUAGUGAAAUUCUGCGGUGAUUGUCCUGAGAAUGAAGCAAACGUUCUACAGUUAGCCGAGGUUGACGUUUAUGGAUUCAAGCAUAUUCCCUAGUGUUAACAUCGAUUUUUGUUGUUAAAUUUCAUUAAACUAUACUGUAUUUAAAUAAAAGUUAACGAAAAGUAAUGUUAAA
This is a messenger RNA of Parasteatoda tepidariorum (common house spider), 966 nucleotides long. RefSeq lists its product as uncharacterized. The record is from RefSeq and is a predicted model, not a curated record. Lineage: Eukaryota; Metazoa; Arthropoda; Arachnida; Araneae; Theridiidae.